This is a messenger RNA of Chironomus riparius, 2342 nucleotides long. NCBI's taxonomy places the organism in Eukaryota, Metazoa, Arthropoda, Insecta, Diptera, Chironomidae. The record is from the annotation of a GenBank genome assembly.
CUGUGCAGCCACAUUAAGUAUAAAAUUAUAAUUUUUCAAUCAAGUGACGAAAGUUAAAAAAAUAUAAAAAGCAAAUGGAAGUGAAAAAUCCAAUAAUUGAAUUGAUGUUAAAAUCAUGCGAUGUGGAAUUGAUGAAAAAUUAUAGUAACGAAUUUUACGGUCCACUCCGUUCCAACGAUUCGAAAGCUGACAAUUUGGUGUCUUUGCAUCUUGUCAGCUUAAUUUUAUUGCCGAUUAUAAUUUUAACAAAUUUUAAUUUUGAUAAAGAAAAGUUAAAGAAUCGAGUGCUGUAUGUGCUUGAAUCGCCAGUUUUAAGGGAGUUCCUUUAUGUGAUAACUUGCUUUUUUGUAUCGUUGAUUUUUGUGCCCCUUAUCUUCCUUAUUGUCACAUCCUUUAAACUUUAUCGUGCUUAUGUCUCGAAAUGCCUGAAAGAAAACAAAUCAACAGGAUUUAAAGGAUUUUUGGUCGGCGAAGAUACAUUUUGGGUAUGUGAAGAUGACAAUGCAAAGGCAGUGAUUAAUGUCCUCGCAUUUGUGAGCUGUAGAGGUGAAAAUAUGCACGAGAACUUGCUAACAUCAAUUAGAGACCGAAUUUACUCAAAAUUAAUGCUUCCAAAUACAUUCCCAAAAAUGUUUUAUCGAAAGAAACGUGACGAAUCUGGAUAUUUCUAUUGGACUGAUGAGAAUUAUCUGACUAUUAACGAAUAUGUCAGAUUUAUGAACGAUUCAAAUGACAUUUUCAUCAGUGACGAUGACUUUAAAGAACAAAUGAGCUCAAUUUGCAAUCAAUCGUUGCCAGCAGAUCACUCAGCUCUUUGGGAAUGUUUAGUCAGUCGGCAGGCAAUUCAGUAUGAUGAUGGCAUUAAGUAUCCUGUCAUCUUUCGAGUUCAUCACUCGGUCGGUGAUGGAGUUGCCUUGCUGCGAUUAUUCCUAGAAGCUUUAGCUGACAAAGAAGAUGUAGAUAUAGACGAAAAUCCAGUUUUGACGCAAACUGACAAUUCAUUCAAUACGAAGUUUAUGCGAUUCCUUUCAACUGUCGUCACGUGCAUAAAGUCUCCAUCAGUGUUAUGCUCACAAAUGCAGAAGCAAAUUGACAUCAAUAAGAUUCAUCCAAGUAAGCUGUCUGGAAAUAAGAAAAUCAAUUGGAUUUAUGAAUCGAGUAAUAAUGACAACUAUUCAACACCGCUCCUUACUGUCGUCAAGCUACUUAAACGAAAAUUUCCUGGUUCCAGAUUCUCGAAUAUUUUACUGUCUGCACUGUCUAAAAGCUUAAGGGAUUACUUCAUGUAUAAGAACUCUGAAGUUCCAAAGGAUAUGACUGUUGUGAUGCCAGCUAGAAUAUGUCAUGAAAGUCCAACAUUAAAGUUACGUAACAGAUUCUCGGUGGCAAUGCAGACAAUUCCAAUUGACGUGUCGAGAACAACUGAACGAGUUGAGAGAGUCAGAAGAAAUUCAGAUGUGGUCAUAGCUUCACCAGAUUACCAAGUCAAUUACUUCCUAAUAUCUGUUGUUGCUGGAAUUUUUCCAGAUUGGGUGCUUAAAAACAUCAUCAACAGCAAGCAUGCAACAAUGGCAGUUAGUAAUCUUCCAGGACCAAACUUUUCACUCAAAAUUAAUGGAUUUGCAUUCGAAAGUGUUGGAUUCUUUAUCCCUAAUGUUGGUCAGACUGCAUGCGGCAUAACAAUCCUGUCCUACAACAAUAAACUUCAUUUUGGAGCAAUUGCUGAUGAAAAUUCUGUGGAAAGUGUUGAAGACUUAGGAAUGAUACUUGAUGGAAUGGUUAAUGAGCUCCAUGACAUGGCUGGAAAGCUAAUCAUGUGAAAUUAAAUUAUUAAAAAUCAAUUCCUUCAUAUUUUAAUUUAAUUUUAUUACAAAAAGAAAGAGAACAGAAAAAAAAUGAUAUUCCGGUAGAAAUACAGCCAACUUGUUAGGAGGGCUUGAACUUGUGCUAGGAGGGCAAUUUAAACAUUUUUUAAUUUUUAAUUCCUGUUGUAAAACAUUAUUCUGUGACAUGAAAUGUAAUUUAACUAGUUGCACAUUAUGACUCGCGUUAUAAAAAGCAAUUAACAUGAGAUUAUUAUCAAAAUAAAUGGGUUUUAGUGAAAUAAUAACAGCUACUAAACAUCCAUUCAGUUUUGAUAAUCAUAAUUUUUUUUGUUUUAAUUAUUUUCAUUUAACAUUUAUUAUUGGACGUACGUUAAAUAUUUUCAGAAUUCAGGACAAUUCGUAAUUAGGAAAAAAUAAGGAAAGUGGAAAAUUUUUGGUAUAAAUUUUAACAGUUUUGUUGUUUUUGAAUUUUUGGUUUGCUUCUGGAUAGUUUAAAAAGCCUCCAAAACUUAUUAA